UCGCUUUGCGAUCAAGGCGCCCCCUUUGGCUCUAGUCAUUACAAGUGAUCAUUGCUCAAGAAUAAGAAGCCAAGUGGUAUAUAUCGAAGCCUUUGUGGGCAUCAUUUACAGAUUUUCUGUAAACAUAUAAUGCCAUAAUGUUUCCCAUAGCGCCAGGUAUCACCAGCAUACUGCACAACCAGCAACUUAAUGGUGGACAGACUCCAUUUUCAGCCUUCCCUCCUAUGCAGGAAGGGCAGUCCUCCAUUCCAUUUUCAACAUUUCCAACAGAAGGUCAAUCUUCGGGACUACCCUUCACCUCGUUCCCAACAGAUGGUCAGACUUCGAUUCCGUUUUCGGCAUUCCCACCAGUCCAGCCCCCAGAAGGAGGAUUUGCCUUUCCCCCACCCCAGCCUCCUCCAGGCCCGCCAUCAGGACCUCCUGGGCCACCAGGUCCUCCACGACCGGCUGAUUUCGUAUGUCCACCCCGUCCCAACCAAGGGACCGAGGGAAAGCCAAUCCUACUGCGUGCCAAUCAUUUCCAAGUCCGUAUUCCAAAAGGGGUCAUUCACCACUACGAUAUCUCCAUAGUGCCUGACAAAUGUCCACGGAGGGUCAACAGAGAGAUAAUUGAAACAAUGGUCACUGCUUAUAGUCAGAAAAUCUUCUCAGGUCAGAAACCGGUGUUCGAUGGACGCAAAAAUCUCUAUAGCCGUGAUCCACUUCCCAUUGGUCGGGACAAGGUGGAGCUAGAAGUCACACUCCCCGGGGAGGGAAAGGAUCGAGUUUUCAAUAUCACAAUGAAAUGGGUCCAGCAGAUCAGUUUGUUUGGCCUGGAGGAAGCACUACAGGGUCACACACGAGAAAUCCCACAGGAUGCAAUCACGGCUGUCGAUAUAAUCAUGCGCCACUUGCCGAGUAUGACGUACACCCCUGUGGGACGUUCAUUUUUCUCACCACCAGAGGGUUACGAUCAUCCCUUGGGUGGGGGUCGAGAGGUGUGGUUUGGUUUCCAUCAAAGUGUAAGACCCUCCCAUUGGAAAAUGAUGCUCAAUAUUGAUGUCUCUGCCACUGCCUUUUACAAAGCCCAGCCUGUGAUAGAGUUUAUGUGUGAGGUGUUGGAUAUUAAAGAUGUCAACGAACAGAAACGCCCCCUUACUGAUUCCCAGCGCGUCAAAUUUACAAAGGAAAUUAGAGGCGGUACUUAUAUUCCAGGUCUGAAGGUGGAGAUAACUCACUGUGGCACCAUGAGACGUAAAUACCGUGUGUGUAAUGUCACCAGACGUCCCGCACAGACACAGUCGUUCCCUCUCCAGCUGGACUCUGGACAGACAGUAGAAUGUACAGUAGCUAGGUACUUUCUGGAGAGAUACAAAAUGAAACUGCAAUACCCCCAUCUGCCUUGUCUACAAGUAGGCCAAGAACAAAAACACACUUACCUCCCCUUAGAGGUGUGUAAUGUAGUAGGAGGACAGCGGUGUAUAAAGAAGCUGACCGACAUGCAGACCUCCACCAUGAUCAAGGCAACAGCCAGGUCUGCCCCAGACAGAGAGAGGGAAAUCAACAAUCUUGUGAGGAAAGCCAACUUCAAUGCAGAUCCUUUUCUACAAACAUUUGGAAUAAACAUAAAUCCGAUGAUGUGUGAUGUUCAGGGCCGUGUUCUUCAUCCACCUAAAAUUCUCUACGGGGGACGGCUUGUGAACCCGGACCUAUUUCAGACCAAAGCUCAGGCAGUGCCAAACCAGGGAGUGUGGGACAUGAGAGGGAAGCAGUUCUACUCGGGCACAGAAAUCCGUGUCUGGGCCAUCGCUUGUUUCGCACCACAACGAACCGUCAGGGAAGAUGCACUUAGGAACUUUACCCAGCAAUUGCAAAGAAUCUCGAACGAUGCAGGCAUGCCCAUUCUUGGGCAGCCAUGUUUCUGUAAAUAUGCCACUGGACCAGAUCAGGUAGAGCCCAUGUUCCGAUAUCUCAAAAACACAUAUCAAGGACUGCAGCUGAUAGUGGUGGUGCUGCCUGGGAAAACACCUGUCUACGCUGAGGUAAAGCGGGUUGGCGAUAUUUUAUUUGGAUUAGCCACACAAUGUGUUCAAGCCAAAAAUGUGAACAAAACAACACCCCAGACUUUGUCUAAUCUCUGCCUCAAAAUCAAUGUCAAGCUUGGUGGAAUCAACAACAUCCUGCUGCCCAGUAUACGUCCCAACAUAUUUAGAGAACCUGUAAUUUUCCUCGGUGCAGAUGUCACUCACCCUCCAGCAGGAGACGCCAGCAAACCAUCCAUAGCUGCAGUUGUUGGCAGUAUGGAUGGACAUCCCAGCCGUUAUUCCUCGACAGUUCGAGUCCAGCAACAUCGACAGGAGAUCAUCCAAGAGUUGUCUUCCAUGGUACGGGAACUUCUCAUCCACUUCUACAAGGCCACACGCUUCAAACCAACUCGAAUUAUCUUCUACCGGGAUGGAGUCAGUGAAGGACAGUUCCAGCAGGUGUUGCAACACGAGCUGCGUGCUGUGCGAGAGGCCUGCAUGAAACUAGAGUUAGGUUACCAGCCAGGAAUCACAUUCAUUGUCGUGCAGAAACGCCACCACACCCGACUUUUCUGUGCGGAUCGGAAAGACCAAAUAGGACGUAGUGGAAACAUUCCCGCGGGAACCACAGUGGACGUUGGGAUCACUCACCCUACAGAGUUCGACUUCUAUCUGUGUAGUCAUGCUGGAAUACAGGGCACCAGUCGUCCGUCCCAUUACCAUGUACUGUGGGACGACAACAGAUUUAACGCAGAUGAACUCCAGACACUGACCUAUCAGUUGUGUCAUACUUACGUCCGAUGCACUCGCAGUGUGUCCAUUCCCGCCCCAGCCUAUUAUGCCCAUCUAGUCGCCUUCCGUGCUCGUUAUCACCUGGUGGAAAAGGAACACGACAGCGGAGAGGGAAGUCGUCACUCCGACAACAGUGAGGACAGAACUCCAACGGCCAUGGCUCGAGCUGUGACUGUCCACCCAGAUACAACCAAGGUCAUGUACUUUGCCUAAUGAGGGGAGAUCAAUCCACAGUGAUUCUUUCGAACUUUUGGAGGGAGAUUUUGAUCCCCAAUUUUAUAAGGCAGUAUUUUAUUUAGUGAUGUUGACUUGGAUUUCUGUUAGAAUCAUUGUGGGGUAUUAAUUCUAUUUGUUGUAUAGAAUGAUGCUUUUAUUUUUGGUUGUUCUUUUAAUUUUUUUUUUUUUUUUUUUUUUUCUCAAGAAACUUUGCAGACCUGGUAGAGCAUACAUUCCACAUAUUUGUAUAAAUUUUUCGGGUUUUUAUUUUAAUGAUGCAUCUUUGACACAAUUUUGCGGCUUUGUGUUGCCAACGAAGAUGCAUGUGGUGCUUAGAAGCUCAAAGUAAUUAUUUUCUGCCAUAAAUGAUAAAUCUCAGCCGACAAACUGUGCUGACAAAGAUGCCAUUUCACGUGAAGCAUAUCUACAUUUCAGUCAUUCCAUGUGUUGGUGGGUGUAAUCCCUCAAUGACAUAAUACUCCCCCCUCCAUUGUAGCUUAGCAUAUCAUUGUUGUACUAGCUCACUGUUUAUUUAUGUUUAUUUUUAACUUGCCAUAGUUUAUUUUAUAGUCCCACCAAAGGAGAGGUCCACCAAUUAAAUAAACAAAAAUUACCACCUGCCAAGGGAGAAAACCCAGAGUCCUUUUAUUUGCUACUUUUAUUUUCCUCGGUGUAGUCCCGUUUGUGUAGGUGACCUAUGUAUGACUGUAUAAUUAUUAUUGAUCUAUUGUUGAGGACUAGGGGAGAGUCCAGUCAAGAAUGAUUUAAAAAAAAACUAUUUUAAAAAAAAAAAAAAAACCUGUGACCUUAUGACCCUGCAUAAUUAGUCUAGUCAUGUUGUGUAAUGAGCAUAUCAUGUCGUCAUGGUGAUGUUGUAUCCAUAUCAUUGAGCCUUCCAAAUGGAUAGGGAUGCCCUGCAGCAUUUAAAUGUCUACUUACUGACGACAACACGCCUUGCCUGUGAUACGCUCCAGUGAUUGCCAAGGUCUGCUGGUUACUUGGUGUUGUGUAUCCUAGGCUUCAGUCCCAUGAUAAACAGCAGGCGUUGUAGGUGCUAGUACAAAUAUUGUAAAACAAAAAAUCCCCCUUUCUCUCUUUCCCUUAUUGACAAUCUCCAAUAUAUCUAUAGCCCCUCCCCCACCCCCGCCCCCCCAAAAAUAGAGUGUGCAAUAAGUAGGCUUCAGAUUUUAUAGCACAAAAUAUCGUGAUAAAAACAGUAACUACUGAAAAUGACAUCAUUCCGUGAUAAACUGUUGUAAAUAAGAUGUGCUCAAAGUGUAUACAAUGAUUUUUAAUUGUCAAGUUAUUUUUAAAAUAUUUUAAAGGAAUCUGAACUGUGUGUUCUAUGCAAUUCCCCCCUAGGAAUUAAUUACGCCGCAUUGUUUAUAUCCCCUUUUCUUCAGGGGAUGCACAAAUGAAGGCUUGGCUAGGGAUUCAUGCAAUAGAUAAUUUACUCUUCCUCCAUCAGCUUGUCAUAAUCAGAAUAUUUAUGGCUUUGAAUGAAAUCAACCCGACACAUGUUACUAUCACUGAUUAGGUGAUGACCAUUUUGUGAGGUAUUUGUGUUACAAAGAAACAUUUUGGCAUUUUUAACAAAAUUGUGUACUAAACGUAUGUAUUUAUGUGCCAGUAUAUUAAUUUUUGUGUGGAGUGGAUCUCAAGAUUAUUUAUAAUCCCAUAUUUAUCAUUGUCUAAUGUCGUGCCAUGCCAUAAACCGUAAUCUGAAAUACCAAUAAUUGACCACGAUAUCCAUAGACCUUGUGUCCCCUGCUCCAUAAUGACCGGCAGUUUUAAGGAACAGGGUCUGACCUAUAGUAUUUUUGUAGAGAAGAUUCUGAGAUUGACCUGUAUUUAUUUGAAUGCAUCACUAGUCCAAGGAAGAUAUAUAUCUUGAGAGAUUACAUAAGCACUAUUAAUAGACUUGGGAGAUUUGUCAUUUUACUCGUGAUGUACCAAAGUUGGCAUCUUUUUCUAGUGAUAUUUAACUGCAGCAUAUUUAUAUGACCUUGUAUUGCCCUCGUUUAUUAUGGUUGUUGACUACAGAGAGAGGAUGCAUGCACAUAAAAAAAAAUCCUUUGCAAUAAACAUGAACAGAGUAAAUUCAGGUGAAGUCCUCUCUCUGUACCGUAUGUUGUGGUGGUGAGCAUGCCUAGAUCUCUGUGUGUACACCAUGAGUUUGACGGUCGUACUGGGCUCUGGGCAGCCAGUAUGGCUCAAGUCUGAGGUGUUCUGGUGUGCAGUCGACCAAUCAAAAUUAACUCAGAGCAAUGCUCACCACACUUAGGAAAGACUGGGUAUGUAUUUUAGAAUUUGUGUGGACCGACACCACACUAUUUGUGUUUACGUUGUUCAUUUUUAUGUACCGAUAGAUUUGUUGACUGUAUGUUGUUUUAAUAAGGAAUAACUUUGCAUCAGAUCAGUUGUGUUGACAGAAAAUAGUUGUGCUCCAAUAUGUACUGGGUUUUAGAAUUCCAGCUUUGAUUCAGUGAAAGUGAAUCUUGCUCUCUUUUUUUAAGUGAAUGUUUAGAAUAAAGGCACUUUUUUUAUUCCCUUAGAAUUUGUUUUGAUACAGGUCCUAGGACUGGAGCUGAAAUUGACAGUAUUGAAUGAUUUAACCAAUUUGAAUGAAAGAAUGCAAGACAUGGAAUGAAUUACAACUGUUGAUUGUAUAUUGAGUUUUACAAUGUACUACUGGUCUUGAUUUAGUUAUUAUGCAAUCAUUGAGGGCUGUGGUUAUAUUAUAUAUACAUAUAUAUAUAUUUUGUGAUUAUUCUGUUUUUAUUAUGACACACCCUGGUGCUAGGAGAUUUGAUCAGAUAAUGUCAUGCUUUAAUAAUCAGUUUAAUAUAAUACAACUUUCCUGAACAAAACAACAUGACCCCCUAGGUCAUCAUUCACAAACAUAUGAACUACAAGUUUUUAUUAUUGUCACAAAAUCAAAGCCUGUAUAUUUUUCUGAUGCUGUGUGUUUGGAUAUUUUAAACUUUACCAAAAAAAAAAGAAGAAAAAGGAUUAGGAAAGCAAAGAUCGAGUACCUAUAAAAACUAUUAUUACUCACACAGAUGCCUUUGCAGUGCAGGUUUUGUAACAGAUCUAUUUUAUUUUACAAAAACUUCAAAACUUGAGAGCAAUUUUUUUUUUAGAUCUUUUGGAAGCCCAGAUCUGCUGAAUUUCUUCAAAAUAAGUAAAGAAAUCUCCAAAUUAUAUUUUCUACCAAAAUCCAAACCAAACCUGAAUUCACUCUCCUAUGCAAAGAUCUCUCUUACUGCAGUAUUGACAGUUUUUAAUAUGGAUCCACAGUCUGUCACCAUGUAUAUGGGCAUUUUCUGAACUGUAUGGACCCAGCAAUAUCGACUUUCUGCUAAAGUUGUGGAGCUAUUUAUAAAUAUUAACCUGUUAUAUUUUGGUGUUGACUUUAGUGUCAUUGCAUGUACAGUUGUGAAAUCAUGUAGAAAUCAUGUGAUUUAUCUAUGACAUGGAGCAGGUAAAUAUUGAUGUAUGUAACAACACUCAGUUUUGUUUUCAUUGAUUUUAUUGAAAUGGGUAAUUUUUCUUUGACCUGAGAACAAACAAGACAACCCUGUUAUUCCAAAUAGGAUGUUUAGUUAUCUUAUUUUUAUUCUCAAAAACUUUGUUGAGCAAACUUGCAAUUUUUCCAUUCUGAAGGAAAUUGACAAUUUAGAAUUUUUUAAUACAGGGUAAAGGUUAAUGAUCAAACAUUGAGUUCAAAUUUAUUUAGUUGCAAAGAAUUUUAAUAACGCAUUUUCGAAAACCAUAGAGUGUGAAUUAAUAGACUUGGUUUGAGUCCUUCAUUUGGGGACAAAGUAUUUGAUCAAACAAGAGACUAAUGAUGUAGAACAAAAAGGCCAAGGUGACCAGAGUAUUCUGUUGAACAGAAGUCUGCUACAAAUGAAUUAAGUUAGCAAUAUUUCAGACGAGCAAUAGAGACACUGAUCAGAGACGGACAUUCAUGCCACUGGUGUUUGCUUUUAAAAUUCUAUAGUAUUUUAAAUGAAUAAAUCAUUGUAUAUCUUGAUUUUAA
Molecule: messenger RNA, 7053 nt
Organism: Ostrea edulis (European flat oyster)
Lineage: Eukaryota; Metazoa; Mollusca; Bivalvia; Ostreida; Ostreidae
Product: protein argonaute-2-like
Exons: 25
Coding region: 138-3008 (956 amino acids)
Molecular function (GO): protein binding; RNA binding
Source: RefSeq, a predicted model, not a curated record